Abrus precatorius (Indian licorice) is the source of this 1614-nucleotide messenger RNA. RefSeq names its product transaldolase. Bases 124 to 1359 code for a protein of 411 amino acids. The transcript is spliced from 12 exons. The record is from RefSeq and is a predicted model, not a curated record. Lineage: Eukaryota; Viridiplantae; Streptophyta; Magnoliopsida; Fabales; Fabaceae. Gene Ontology annotation, cellular component: intracellular anatomical structure; cytoplasm. Gene Ontology annotation, biological process: carbohydrate metabolic process; pentose-phosphate shunt. Gene Ontology annotation, molecular function: transaldolase activity.
UAUUCUAUGAAACGUAGAUCGUGGGGAUCGAACAAACAAGUAUAUAGGUGACGAGUAAGUAAUUUGUUGGUGAGAGGAUUUUGGAUCUAGGCUAUUACCGUUACUAAUUAAGAAACUGUAAGAAUGAGUGUGACUGAGUUUGGCGUCUUAAUCUCGAAUCCAGAAAUGUCACUGACAUUGCAAACUCCGCCAUCUGCAGCUCUCUCCGCUGCAAUUCACAGAACAAGAAGAUCCACCUUCUUCCCCUUGUCGCUCCGUUCUACUCCUCCCUCUACUCUCCACAGCAACUUCCACUCCUCCCUCCCUCAAAUUCGUGCUUCCUCUUCCUCCAUCGACACUGUUUCCACCACUGAAUUGGAUGCUGUAUCCGCCUUCAGCGAGAUCGUUCCGGACACAGUCAUUUUCGAUGAUUUCGAAAAGUUUCCUCCAACUGCUGCUACUGUCAGUUCAUCGCUUCUCUUGGGAAUAUGUGGCCUUCCAGACACCAUUUUUAGGAAUGCUGUAGAUAUGGCUUUGGCUGAUUCUGAGUGUUAUGGACUUGAAAAUCCUAAUGCACGAUUGUCUUGUUUUGUCAACAAGGCUUUCGUGAAUGUUGGUAGCGACAUGGCAAAGCUUGUCCCUGGCCGUGUUUCUACCGAAGUGGAUGCGCGCCUUGCUUAUGACACACAUGCGAUUAUCAGGAAGGUGCAUGACCUGCUGAAGUUGUACAAUGAUAAUAAUGUCCCUCCUCAACGUCUGUUGUUUAAAAUUCCUUCAACGUGGCAAGGAAUAGAGGCUGCUAGAUUGCUGGAAUCUGAGGGCAUACAAACACAUUUGACUUUUGUUUACAGCUUUGCUCAAGCUGCUGCUGCUGCUCAAGCUGGUGCUUCUGUUAUUCAAAUUUUUGUUGGCCGCUUAAGGGAUUGGGCACGUAAUCAUUCCGAUGACCCAGAGAUAGAAUCUGUCCAGCUACGAGGAGAGGACCCUGGCUUGGCAUUGGUGACUAAAGCUUACAAUUAUAUUCACAAAUAUGGACAUAAGUCAAAGUUGAUGGCCGCUGCAGUUCGCAACAAGCAAGACCUAUUUAGUCUUCUCGGGGUUGACUAUAUCAUAGCUCCGUUGAAAGUAUUGCAGUCUCUCAAAGAAUCUGUUGCUUCUCCUGAUGAGAAGUACUCUUUUGUUAGGAGGUUAUCCCCUCAGUCUGCUGCCAAGUACAUGUUUAGGGAUGAAGAGCUUACUAAAUGGGACGAAGAUAGCUUUGCAAAAGCCAUGGGGCCUGCAGCUGUGCAGCUUCUGACUGCUGGACUGGAUGGCCAUGCUGAUCAAGCAAAGCGGGUGGAAAAUUUAUUGGGAAAAAUUUGGCCACCACCAAAUGUAUGAUUUAACUUCUUUGCGGCGCACGAUAGAUCUUUUGCCUGAUGGAAUAAACAGAACACACACAAGAUGAGGGGAAUCUUCUUUCCUUUAUUUUUCUUUCCCUUUAACCUUGAACUCUAGAAAAAUUUCCUUCCAUGUAAAGUACGCUGUUCCUUAAAAGCACAUUUUGUUAUCCAUAAGUAUACUUUGACUUUUAGUUGCACAAUUUCCUUGCUUUUUGUAAAGAUUAUUAUAAUGUCCAUCUUUGGUGUACCUUUC